AUGGACCCCGUAAAAGGCCGGAGCAGCCAGACCUGCUCACAGAUAAACCAAAGCAGGCAAUGAGACAACAUAUUCGCUUAUUUCAGGAGAAACUUUCAUCCAAGAUGUUUCUGAGGACUCUAGUGCUCAUCUUCCUGACACUUUUCUUCUGCACAGGUGCUGAGGACAAAUCAAGACUCUAUAGGAGGCCCUCCUGUGUGGGGAUGAGCGUCACUCAGGCAUGUCCUCUGAAUUACUCCCCGGUGUGUGGCAGCGACGGCGUCACUUAUCCCAACGAAUGCUCGCUGUGCGUCCACCGACUGGAGAAAAACGCUGACAUUAUGAUCGUAGUGGACGGACCAUGCUGAAGAUGACCUCAUCAGGACAUUUUCAGAUGACGCCAUCCUUAAUGUCACCACACCCAUGUGGAUUAUGAUGGAAUGUAGCUUUUAGCCUUUAGCAUUCAAACAUGUACACUAGUACAUGCAGCCAUCUGUGCUCCUAUUUGAUAAAUGCUGCUUUAGAAAUGUCUUUAAGUUUUCAUUUUUCUGUAAACCUUUUUCAUGCAUCUUUUAAUCAAUAAAUACAUC
Messenger RNA from Cyprinodon variegatus (sheepshead minnow), 569 nucleotides. RefSeq names its product probable pancreatic secretory proteinase inhibitor. NCBI's taxonomy places the organism in Eukaryota, Metazoa, Chordata, Actinopteri, Cyprinodontiformes, Cyprinodontidae. The transcript has 4 exons. Gene Ontology annotation, molecular function: protein binding; serine-type endopeptidase inhibitor activity. Bases 60 to 347 code for a protein of 95 amino acids. The record is from RefSeq and is a predicted model, not a curated record.